AUGGAGGCAUCGAAUUCGUCCAUUAACGAAGCGUACUGGCCGCUUCCCUAUCUUUACUCCUCCUUCACCUCCGUUUGGCUCGUUUUCGCUUCUUGCUGGAUCAUCAACACCUACAUCAACCGUCAUUUUCAGGUGAAUAGUUUACAAUGGACGCUUGCGUCAGUUCCUUGUGUUAAAGCUUUGCAACUUGCUUUUUCCUUUUUCUUCUGGUAUUCAUGUUUUUAUUACCAAACAUGCUCUCUGUGGAUGUCAUUUGGAGUAUAUGUAACUGGAUUGCUCUUUGAGACAGCUUCGAUUGUGUCAUUUUUGCUGAUUUCCCACGGCUAUUGUAUCACUUCUGAGCGUCUUUCAGUACCUGAGCGUCGAGCCAUGGCUGUACUUGGUUGUGUCUUCUAUCUGAUUCUUGUUGGUCACAGAGCUUCUAUACCUUACUUCUCAUUCCUUCUGGUGCUCGACUAUUUGCUCAUAUUCUUUGUGAUAUUUAAUCAUAUUACUCAGAACUUAUCACUCUUAAGUGAGCAGUUGAAUUUUAUAGAGGAUGAAGAUGUCCAAGAGAUGCAUGAUGCUGUCUACACUAAAUACCUUAUGUUCAAGAAAUUCAGAGGUGCAAUGCAUAUAGUAGCUAUAGCAGAAACCACGAUUUUCAUCAACAUGGACAGUUCUGUGGAAAACUAUUGGAUGAAGCUACUGGCUCGUGAAUGGGCACAUUUCUGUAUCUUUCUGUAUAUCGGAUGGAUUUUUCGGUCUCAGGACUUGGCACCACGAUUCUCUGUUAUGCCAACUCACAAGUCUAGAAGCAAUAGAAUUGUUCCUCCCAUCUACAGCAUUGAACUCGAUGAAGCAUCUUUCAAAGAUUUUAGCAGCCGAGAAUGGCAGAUUGGAGUGCCAACUUCUUCUCAGGAUAGGAUCUCGAAGGACUCAAUUCUAGUAGUGAUUCAACAUCCCCAUGCAUCUAGACCAAUUUUAAUCAAUUCUGGAUCAGGAUUCCCAACCAAUUCAGCAACUAUAUCUUCCCCAAAAGCCAGCAUAUAGGAAGGACUUCAAGUAUCUGAGAUCUUUCUGUUAUAUUUCUUGCAUCGAAAGGGAAAACUGAUACCGUUAGAUAUAGAUAUAAGCAAGUAGAUAUCAAAUCUGCAGCCAAUCGAUUACGACUGUAAUCGAGUAUGGUACACGAAUAUAAAACUGUAAAUACUUUCUAGUGUUCGUUUUUACGCUCUAAAAGGGAACUUCGCAACCGAAAACUUGCGUGUGUAUGACAUCAUUGUCGUAUAGCAGCCUAGCCUAUACGCGUGAAUGUAAAGGC
This is a messenger RNA of Cynara cardunculus var. scolymus (artichoke), 1303 nucleotides long. RefSeq lists its product as uncharacterized. The transcript is spliced from 9 exons. The record is from RefSeq and is a predicted model, not a curated record. The coding region runs from base 1 to 1032 and encodes 343 amino acids. NCBI's taxonomy places the organism in Eukaryota, Viridiplantae, Streptophyta, Magnoliopsida, Asterales, Asteraceae.